Molecule: messenger RNA, 3421 nt
Organism: Triticum dicoccoides
Lineage: Eukaryota; Viridiplantae; Streptophyta; Magnoliopsida; Poales; Poaceae
Product: putative disease resistance protein RGA3
Exons: 4
Coding region: 127-3066 (979 amino acids)
Molecular function (GO): ADP binding
Source: RefSeq, a predicted model, not a curated record
GGCAGGCCGGACAAGUCAAAAAAUCUGUCUACCUCUCCAUUUACCCAUCCCAUCCCACCACAUCCCCAUCCCAUCGCUCAACACAAGCAAAAAGAGCUCGCUAGCUGUGGGAGCAAAGGAGGAGCCAUGGCCCAAGCCAUCGUGGAGAGGGCAUGCGCGAAGCUCAGAUCCGCCAUAGGAGAUGAAGCUGCGGUUGGCUCCAACUUCACCGGUGACCUGCGUGAUAUGUUGGAGAGGCUGCAGGCUAUCCAGCCGCUGCUGGACGAAGCCGACAUGCAGCUGUUGUGGGAUAUAGAGGUGGGGGAAUCGCUGCAGUGUGUCUUGAGCGCCGCCUACAAGGCCAUAGACACUGUAGACGAGCUGCAGGACGCGAGAUCACAGGCUGCUACAACGAUGACAAGGAUGUUGCCCCGCCUCGCCAUCAUGAAGAAUGCCAUGGCCAUCCAGGUGCAGGAGACGAAAGAACUAGUGAUGCGGGCACAGCGGGAGUUCCCCGAAUCAUCAAGCACAUUGGCACGAGACACCGUGUUCCGGCUAAUUAUUAAGGAUGGAAAAUUUAGACCAGUUUUUGAGGAAGCAAUGGUUCUCGAAAGAGGAUCAGAUAAAGAGAGAACAAUAGCGGCUCUACUAUCUACUGAGCGCAACAUCAUGCAAGAGCACAUCACCAUUCUUCCCAUCUUUGGGCUUGCAGGCAGCGGCAAGACAACCUUGGCACAAAUGGUGUUUAACGAUAACCACUGCCUCCAAGGUUACCACUUCCGGGUAUGGGUUUAUGUGUCUCCCCAGUUCGACUUCCAUGCAAUAGGUAACUCCAUUAUUUGUCACGUGUUGGAAAGGGGACAAGAAGAGAUCAACCAUGCCUCUUCAGACGUGGAGGGGAUGGAGAGUAUAAUGAAGUGCCUUCACGAGCUACUUAAUGGUAAGAAGGUGCUCCUUGUUUUGGAUGACUUGUGGGAGGAGGAUCCCAUUCAGUUACACUUGUUGAAGUCCAUGUUAACUUUCUUGGGAGACAAGAUGGACGUGAUAGUAACCACAUGCAACCAAGCCAUCGCCAGGAAGAUUUGUACCGUUGAGCCUUACAGGCUAAAUCCGCUAAGUGAUGAAACAUGCUGGGAAAUAAUCAAGAAAUCAAUCCGUUUUGAAGCAGGAGAAGAAGACUUGGAGAAGAUUGGACGAAAGAUGGCAAGCAAGUGCUUGGGUGUGCCAUCAAUAGCUCGAGAAUAUGCAUGCAUGCUAGAUUCUUCCCGUGAUGCUAACAAAUGGAAAAAAAAUAUUAAACAGGGUUACGGUUAUAUGCUUUCAACUUUCACGCUAAGCUACAUGAGAAUGCCACCAGAUUUGAGGCUAUGCUUUGCUUAUUAUUGCCAAAUCUUCCCAAGCGGGCAGAGUAUAGUCAGAGAUGACCUGGUUCAUCACUGGAUCGCUCUCCACCCCACUGAGCCAUCUGAAAUAUUGUCUGCCACACAGAUAGCUGAGGAGCAUAUUGCCUGGCUUCAGGACAUGUCAUUCCUUCAAACUGCAGAGUUGGAACAUGCCAGUGGAACAGAGGAUAAGGGUGCAAUCUUGUUCACUAUGCACAAUGUGGUGCAUGACCACGUGACGAAGUUUGCGAAACCUGGAAAAAAGUACAGUAGCAAUCUAAGGGCAAUGAGUAGCAGAUAUAUGGAGCUUAGGGGUGACCUAUUUUCACGUCAUAAGGGGCUACGUGUCCUGGAACUAACGGGGAGCUCUGUGCUGAAGCUACCGAACUCCAUCUGGCAACUGAAGCACUUGGGGUGUCUUAAGAUAACAAAAUUCUCUGGACUAGUAACCUUGCCUGAGUCAUUGGGGGAUCUGAUAAAUCUGAUCCACAUUGAUUUAUCAGGCUGCUCCAGGCUACUAAACCUACCGGAGUCGUUUGGGAAGCUAAUCCGUUUAGUGCAUGCCAACUUGUCAGGCUGCUCUGGGCUUGCAACACUUCCUGAAUCAUUUGGUGAUCUCAUAAACUUGUCCCAUGUCAAUCUGUCACGCUGCCAUGGACUGGCAGAGCUUCCCAAACCUCUUGAGAAGCUCGGCAAACUGGUCCUGGAUUUAUCAUUCUGGUCUUGUUUUAAAGGCAUCGGGAAAAGCCUUGGUGGCCUCACCAGUCUUGAGCAUCUGAACUUGUCACGCCCUUGCUGUCAUCUUGCUCCACAACGGUCGCAUCUCCAAGGGCUAAAAGAUGGUUUGUGCAAGCUCACCAACCUCCGGUAUCUGAACUUGUCAAUGUGCUUGAGUCCUAUCUUUUACUACCAUCGGUCACAAGAGGACAGUCUCAAAUACCUUGGAGAGUGUAUCAGCAAUCUUUCCAGACUAGAGCAUCUGAACCUGUCUCAUAACACAUUUCUUUUUGGUCUUCCUGCGAGUCUAGGUGAGCUCAACAAGCUAAAAGUACUGAAUCUCUCAGGUUGUAUCAGACUCAAGAAGGUUGGUGAAAUGAAGUCUCUCAAGUUCAUAGAUCUGAGGAAGUGCCGGGGCCUAGAAGGUUUCAGCUUUGUGGUCCGCGUCGAUGAAGAUGCACCAUAUAGCAGCAACAUUGGCCAGCUGGAGGUUGUCAAUUGCCAAGAGCUCCAGAUAAGCUGCCUUGAAAAUGUCAGGUCUAUAGUGGAAGCACAUAGAAUCAAAAUGGUGGAGAAACAGAAGCUUGAAAAGUUGAAGCUUUCUUGGACUUUGGAGUCUCCCGGACGAGUGGAGGACAGUGCUUUGUUGGGGGAAUUAGUGCCACCACCUAAUCUGCAGUGCCUUGAGGUUAAUGGUUACACCGGCAAAUGUCUCCCAGAGUACUUUGGUAACCUCACCUCUCUCCAGGAACUCAAGAUCGUCCGGUGCAAGCAGCUCAACUCGUUGCCGGAUACAAUGCAGAAACUCACCAGCCUCAAGGAUCUGUGUAUUCUUGACUGUCCAGAAUUGGAGAAGUGGUGUCAGGUUGAGGAGAACAAGAAAAUGCUGGCGCACAUCUCCAACAAAAAUUAUGAGGAACCUGCUACUACUAGCAGGCAGGAGAUUGUGGAGGAUGACAGAUCGGGCGACGAGGGGGAGGCGGCGUAGGAAGACGCCACGGCGGCGAGGAAUUGUGCUUGCGAUGAAGAACAAAUUUCGGUGCAAAAUGGAAUGCCAUUUGAUUACCAGCUAUUCUUGCAACAUAUGUUGGCCUGCAGACUCUUUCAGGCAGCAAAAGAUGAUGAUUUGAUUUCAGACAACUUACUUUUCGCAUUCCUGUACAAUUUGAUCUUUUAGUCUGAGCUCUUGAGCGUACAUUAUAUGCUGUGUAAUACUCCAACGAAUCCUUAAAUAUUGCCACAUUUUUCGCCCAUUGUAAGUUCAUACUACUGGGCACGUACUGUUAAAUUCGGUUUUGUAAUAAUAUUUCAGUUCAGAACACACUGAUCUUCAGAACACACUG